CGCAUUCGCGAAGCAAGGAUGGUACGGAGAUUCUGCAACGGUGCGGUUGCACUUGGCAUCGCCCUGACGGCCUGCGCCGCUUUUCCGCGCGCCGUCAUGGCGAUCGACCUCAGCCGCUUCUACGGUCAUUUCAACACGAAACGUUCGGAGGCUUGCCAUCCGUACGAACCAUUUAAGUGUCCAGGCGACGGUAUUUGCAUCUCGAUACAGUAUCUCUGCGACGGAGCACCCGACUGUCAGGAUGGAUACGACGAGGACUCAAGAUUGUGUACCGCAGCCAAACGACCGCCCGUAGAGGAAACUGCGAGUUUUUUGCAAUCUCUGCUAGCCAGCCACGGUCCCAAUUACCUAGAGAAAUUGUUCGGAACCAAAGCACGCGAUACGCUAAAACCUCUCGGUGGUGUGGAAAAAGUGGCCAUCGCGCUGUCGGAAUCGCAAACGAUCGAGGACUUUGGCGCAGCGCUACACUUGAUGCGCUCGGAUCUCGAGCACCUGCGUUCAGUUUUCAUGGCGGUGGAGAACGGCGAUCUGGGCAUGCUGAAAUCUAUCGGUAUCAAGGACUCCGAGCUGGGCGACGUCAAGUUCUUCCUCGAGAAACUCGUUAAGACGGGCUUCCUUGAUUGAACGGUCACACUCGCCGCCAAACCGUCGUCGUCGCCGCCGUCGCCGCCGUCAUCGUCGUCGUUCCG
Messenger RNA from Acromyrmex echinatior (Panamanian leafcutter ant), 689 nucleotides. RefSeq names its product IDLSRF-like peptide. Lineage: Eukaryota; Metazoa; Arthropoda; Insecta; Hymenoptera; Formicidae. Gene Ontology annotation, molecular function: protein binding. The record is from RefSeq and is a predicted model, not a curated record.